This is a messenger RNA of Schistocerca gregaria, 5839 nucleotides long. It is a transcript of the gene ninaC, whose product is annotated as neither inactivation nor afterpotential protein C. Gene Ontology annotation, molecular function: protein binding; cytoskeletal motor activity; ATP binding. The record is from RefSeq and is a predicted model, not a curated record. NCBI's taxonomy places the organism in Eukaryota, Metazoa, Arthropoda, Insecta, Orthoptera, Acrididae. Gene Ontology annotation, cellular component: myosin complex. Gene Ontology annotation, biological process: protein phosphorylation. The transcript has 28 exons. The coding region runs from base 180 to 4997 and encodes 1605 amino acids.
CUGGAGCCCGCCGUCCCGGAGGCUCAGACCGUCGCUGACCGCCGCCCCCGCAGCCGCGCCUCUGCUGUGCCUCCGCCGCCGAUCCAGACAGACUCUGCACUCUCUCGCCUCUACACACAGCCGCGCAGCCACCAGCCGUCGGGACGGCAGUUUGCCGGGCGUGUAGCAGCUCCUCCGAGAUGGCGGACAUCAGGUUCGAGCUGCUGCCGGACCCCGGGGACCGCUACCAGCUGGGGGACCGCAUCGGCCGCGGCGUUUACAGCGAGGUCUUCGAGGCCGUCGACACGCAGGCCGGUGGUAAGCGCGUCGCCGUGAAGAUCCAGCCUGUGUCGGAGGACAUCCUCCAGGACAUUCGGGAGGAGUUCCGCGUACUGCGGGACCUAUCGACCCACCCCAACCUGCCAGAUUUCUACGGCGUCUACAUGAAGAGGGCCACCAACAGGGUGGAUCCCGACAAGCUCUGGUUCGUCAUGGAGCUGUGCGAUGGCGGUCCAGUUACGGACUUGGUACAGGGACUGCACAAGCAGAACAGGAAGAUGAACGAAGACCACAUUGCGUAUAUACUCAAAGAGAGCGUCAAGGCAUUGUCGCAUCUCCAUGAACACAACGUGAUGCACCGCGACGUCAAAGGCAGCAACAUCCUCCUCACUAAGGAGGGUGAAGUCAAGCUCGUCGACUUCGGGCUGGCAAAGGAGCUGGAGUCUCCGACGGGCCGCAGGAGCUCCUGCCUGGGCUCGCCGUGCUGGAUGGCGCCGGAGCUGAUCAGCAGCUUCUCGGGGGUCGCCGCGUCGGAGGCCGGCGAGGAGGGCGGCUACGACAACCGGGUCGACGUCUGGGCCAUCGGCAUCACGGCCAUCGAGUUGGGCGACGGAAAGCCGCCCUUCCAGGACAUGCACCCCACGCGCACGCUCUUCCAGAUCUUGCGCAACCCCCCGCCGAUGCUCUACAGGCCUGCCAACUGGUCCAAGCUCUACAACGACUUCAUCACCGAGUGCUUGGAGAAGAAUCCUGAAAAUCGUCCGUACAUGGUGGAGAUUCUGGAGCACCCUUUUCUGACGGCGCUCCCAGAAAAUGAUUUCCAUCUGUCGCAGGAGCUGAAGAAGAUGCUGUCCGAGCUGCACCUGACGGAGGGCCGCCGCGGGGAACCGGAGCGCCGGCGCGAGGUUGCGGUGCGCGGCAGCGCGCUCGUGGCGGAGGGUGCUACCGACCCGGAGCCGAUGCGCGUCGAGGACCUGGCGGCGCUCGAGCCCGUGCACGAGGACGCCGUGCUGGCCGAGCUGCACGAGCGCAUGCGCAGGGGCCACUGCUACACCUUCGUGGGCGACGUGCUGCUGCUCCUCAACCCCAACGAGCAGCAGAACAUCUACGGCCCGGAGGUGCACACCAAGUACCAGUUUAAGUCGCGGUCGGACAACGCGCCGCACAUCUUCGCGGUGGCUGACCGCGCCUACCAGGACGCGAUGCACCACGAGGAGCCACAGACCAUCCUGCUGGCGGGGGAGACCGCCUCCGGCAAGACCACCUCGCUGUCGCAUCUGGUCCACCACCUCGCCUUCCUGGGAAAGAGUGGGAAUGGACAAGGAGAACGCGUACAGAAGGCCCUCUCCGUACUGCGAGCUUUCGGCAACGCCGCCACACCGCUCAACGGCAACUCGACGCGUCACGUCUUCCAGGUGCAGCUCACCUUUGGCUUGACGGGAAAACUGUCGGGCGCCAUCUUCUGGAUCUACCAGCUCGAGAAGUGGAGGGUCUCCACCAAGUACAGGCAGCAGGCCAACUUCCACGUGUUCUACUACUGGUACGACGGCUCGGCGGCCGAGGGCAAGCUGAAGCAGCACGGGCUGAAUGACGGCCGGCAGUACCGCUACCUGCGCGCCGCCCCCGCGUCGGAGGCGGACCCCGCGACGCCGGUGGCGCCGCCGCAGCUGGCGGGCCCGCGCGAGGACGCCUCGGCCAACGUGCGCCGCUUCAAGGAGCUGCGCGCCGCGCUGCGAGAUCUGGGCGUCGACGCGGAGCAGGAGGCGACGCUGUGGCGCACGCUGGCCGCCAUCCUGCAGCUGGGCGAGGUGCGCUUCCAGGACGACGGGCACGGCCAGGCCGACCUGCGCGACCACGACCUCGCCGCGAAUGUGGCGAAGUUGCUGGGCGUGGACGAGAAGAAGUUCGCCUGGGCGCUGACCAACUACUGCGUGAUCCAGCAGGGCACGGCCGUGCGCCGCCGCCACACCGUAGACGAGGCCGAAGAGGCGCGCGACGUGCUCGCCAGGGGUAUCUACUCCCGGCUCGUCGACUGGCUCGUCAACCUCAUCAACUUCAAGAUGUCCUUCUCCAGGGCCGUCUUCGGCGACCAUUACUGCGUCAACAUCCUCGACAUGUUUGGCUUCGAGUGCUUCAAGACAAACAGCUUGGAGCAGCUAUUCGUCAACACACUCAACGAGCAGAUGCAGUACCAUUACAACCAGAGGGUCUUCGCGUGGGAAAUGCAAGAGGCAGCCGAUGAAGACAUCCAGCUGGCGUCGCUGCAAUUCUACGACAACAAGCCGACAGUCGACGCUCUGAUGGCUAAGCCCUCUGGACUGCUUUACAUACUGGACGAUGCUAGCAGAAACCCUCAAGGCUCCGACUUCAUCGCAGAAACCCUACGAGGCUCGUCGAAGGGCCCGCACCUGCGCGCCACCGGGCCGUUCGAGUUCAGCGUGGCGCACUACACGGGCAAGGUGACGUACAACGCGACGGACAUGGCCGAGAAGAACCGAGACUUCCUGCCGCCCGAGAUGAUCGAGACGCUGCGGCAGUCGACCGACCCGGUCAUCCGGCAGCUGUUCACCAACCAGCUGUCGCGGCCCGGGAACCUCACCUUCACCCCGGAGGAGCAGGAGGCGGCCACCACGCCCUCCACCGACAAGAAGAAGAGCAAGUGGGGCCGCGCGCUCGUCGCCGAGAAUACCCGCAUGAGGAGGUUCAACACGGAGUCUCGGGGGCAGUACUCGCAGACGCGACGCAUGCGCACGGCGGCGGCGGUGUUCCGUGCCGUCAGCCUGGAGCUGCUGAAGAACCUGUCGGUGGGCGCGGGCAGCGGCGGCACACACUUCGUGCGCUGCCUGCGAGCCGACUUGACGGGCGCGCCGCGCGGCUUCCAGCCAGAGGUGGUGCGCCAGCAGCUGCGAGCGCUCUCCGUGGUGGACACCGCACGCGCGCGCCAGAGCGGCUACCCGCACAGGAUCACCUUCGCAGAGUUCAUCCGCAGAUACAAGUUUCUGGCAUUUGAUUUUGAUGAAAAUGUUGAAGUCACAAAGGACAACAGUCGCCUGCUGCUAGUGAGACUCAAAAUGGAAGGCUGGAAAAUUGGCAGAACCAAAGUUUUCCUAAAAUACUACAAUGAAGAAUACUUAGCCAGAACAUAUGAAAUACAAGUCAAGAAGAUAAUAAAAGUACAAACAAUGAUGAGAGCUUUCCUGGCUAAAAGGAAUGUGGCUGGCAAAUUAAAGAAAUUCCGACAAGACUCUGAAGACAAUCUUGAUUCUGGGAAAAAGAAACACAAGAAACAAAAGGGAAGUAAGAAGGAUGCCAAAAAGGGUGGAAAGGAUAAAACAGAAAGUGAUAAGGAAGCUGCAAUGUCGCAAGAGGAAGCAGCUGUUGUAAUACAGAAACAAUUCCGUGGAUACCAAGUUAGAAAACAGAUGGGGCAAAAGGAGAAGAGCAAACCAGAUAAAUUACAAGAGGAGACAGCACUUUUUAUAAGGCAGUACUGCAGAAAAUGGAAGGCCAAGUCAAUGUUCCAGGUACUUCUUCUAUAUCGAGCGGCAAAACAUCAAGACCUAGUGUAUUUCUCCCAACAGGUCCACCUGUACAAUCAAAAUGCAAUGAGUACAAUUGCCAACACAGCACUGUCUGUGCAACUGAAUCAUAUAGAUCCAGGAAGCAGAGCAACUAUUGAACUUGGCAAACCUCAGCCUACUGUAUGGAAACUGCCUUUCCGUCUGGCUGAUCUCAAUUUCUUUGAUACAUCAUUCAUGUGUGAUCCAGCUGCCCCAAUGAGAGAAGAUCUGUUUGAUGAUGACCAGGAAUCAUGGGAUGAACCCCUCCGAAGAGAUUUUCUGAUGUAUGGCAAAAAGCAUGUCAGAGAUGUGCAAGUACAGACCUGUUCAUCACCAUUCAAUGAACAACAUGACUAUGGCAAUGAAGCAAAUUCUUUGUCACAAACACCAUUUUGCCGAGACCCAGAUGAAUUGCUUAAACCAUCUGAAAUACUUCAGCAGAGAAGAUAUGGGCAACCAUUCAGGGGGGCAUCACCUGUGAAUAGUGAAGUUGGUGGAUACAAAUCAGGAAUAUCAAAAGUUAAUGAGAAACCAAACAGAGGCAUCAUGUUUGAUCAGCCCAGACCAUACCAAAAGACAAUCACAACUCCAAAGAGAUUUGCACCAAAGCCACCGUCUCCAACAUUCAGUCAGUCUUCUUAUAAUGAUAAUGAGGCACCUUCCUAUGAUGCUGAGAACAACAUUUUGUCAAGCCAAAGUUGGAACCAAACUUCAAGUUCUCCUACAAAUGAAAGAUUUGGCCACACAACUGGAGUACGUCGCAGUAACCCAAUUGCUGAAAUGGAAAUGAGAGGAAGACGGCAAAGUAAUGCUGAAGACACAGAUGAGCCACCAUUCAACUUUCAGGCAAUGUUGAGGAAGACAAAUUAUAAGCGAGCGUCUCUGAAGCGGGGUGGUGCGUCAUACGGCCACAGUCAAAUGUACAAUGAAGAAAAUGCUAAUUUUUCAUCACCAAGGAGAAACAAUGUUGUAUUUAAUAGUUCUCCACAUGAUCUAAAUAGAAACAGGUCUCCAAGUCCUACACCAAGUUUUGGUUCUGAAGCACCUGGCUUGCAAAGUCCAUAUCAAAGAAAAAAAUCACCUGAAACUAAUUUCUCUAACAGAAAUGAAACAUCCCCUGAUACAAUGACAGAACUAGCCCCAGGUAUUGUUAUCCAAGGGCAGGUAGCUGACCUAUAAACAAAAUUUUGAAAGAAAUAUCAGUUACUGCUACUUAGAGAAAAUAAAAUCCUGGAAUGGAAGAAAACACCCCACAACAGAAAUAAUAAACAAAGGCUGCAGAAUUAUGAUGGAGAUAAGUGGCAUAGUCUGUGUUCACUUUCAAAAUACUUCAUCAAAUUUUGUUGGUAUACAAAGACUGUAACACUCCCAUGAGCAAAACUGGUCUCCAUGUGUAUUUUUUUAAAAAUAAGCAGCAUCUUCAUUAUCAAGUAGCAUAACAGAUUUUCCACUUGUCUUUUGAUAUAGUGCAAUCUUCUCCCCUCUCAUGAGUUUUCUUUGAGUAGUACAAUGUUUCUUUCUGACAGAUCAUUAAAUCUUUAUUUUUAAAACAUUAAAUAAAAAUGUUUUACAUUUACCCCUGUAAUUAUAGCUUAGCUCUUACAAAUUACUGAUAUAUUAAUGAGAAAAUACUAUGUCAGGAAUUUCACAUUAAAAGAUCUGUACUAAAAAAAUAUGUUUCUUCUAUGUGAAAUAUCAGCGUAGCUAGUUUUUAUCAUUUUCGUGUGUGUGUAUGCAUGUAUGAAAGAAAAAGUUAGACAUUGAGCCUGAAGAGACUGUUUAUGUACAGUGCAAUACCAAGAAGCUCAUCACAAUGGAAAGUAACUGCUAACUUCUUUCAUUUGAAAAAUGUACUUGGAGCUGUAGGAAUGUAUUUGUACUUUUAUUUUUAUGAUUUUCUUAUAUAUGCGCCUCUACUUGUUUACAAUGUAAUAAUGAAAGAGUCAGUUACUACCAACACUAAAGCAAUGAAUUACACUAAAUUCUUCAGUAUAAAUUAAAGAGAAAAUAGAAAUGGAAUG